This is a messenger RNA of Chrysochloris asiatica (Cape golden mole), 3579 nucleotides long. RefSeq names its product anoctamin 5 (gene ANO5). The coding region runs from base 1 to 3579 and encodes 1192 amino acids. Gene Ontology annotation, molecular function: protein dimerization activity; chloride channel activity. The transcript is spliced from 22 exons. Gene Ontology annotation, biological process: chloride transmembrane transport. NCBI's taxonomy places the organism in Eukaryota, Metazoa, Chordata, Mammalia, Afrosoricida, Chrysochloridae. Gene Ontology annotation, cellular component: plasma membrane. The record is from RefSeq and is a predicted model, not a curated record.
AUGGAGACUGACGAGGACGAGGACGACUUGUCAAGGGAACAGCUACUCAGUCAUUUGGGAUCAAAGGAGGCAAAACCCAAGAGAAAGGCGACAGUUGGGAUUAAGGCUGAGGAGUCCUUGAUGUGGGCCGACCCGGUGGAAAGGGAUCAGGAAGAUUCGAUGAGAAUGGGGCUGACCCGCCAAGAGAACUGGGAAACGAUGGACUCGGAAGAAUGGUGGGAAACGGAGACCAAGUCUCCGAGCUUGGACAGAUGGAGAGCAGAGGUGCUGGCCGACAACCAGCCGGGGGGGUCAGGGGGAGGGACGCUGUGGGCCUCCGAGGGAGGAGCGCCAUCGAUCCUACAGGCCUGGAGGCGGGGAGAGAGGCGGGAAGACAGGGUCGAAGAGGCCGGGAAAGGAAAGCCGAGGGAGAGCCAGAGCAGAAGGGACCUGGAGGAGAGAAGGUCGCACAACAAGUACAGGGAGGGAUCCCAGCAUGGCUCUCAGGAGAGCGGAGUAAAGGAGUGGCUCAAGGGUGAAGAGGAACAGAAGUCUAGCAUCAAGGGGAAGUACCACCCCUGGCUGAAGAAGCCCAGUAGCAAGAGAAAGACGAGGCCACAGAACACAGAGAAGGUCACGGUCCUGAGCAAAGACAGGACGCCACACUCGGAGAUCCUGGCAUCGUAUCUUCAGAACAAGCGGCCCACGAUCCGAUUCAGCAUAUCCUCCCCACCUUAUCGCGUCCACUCUGUGCGGUCAGUCGUUCACUGUCCCUCGGGCUUCAGUGUCUUUAACGAGCUGGCGAAGAUGGGCGACCCAGAUGUCCUGGAAAUGGUGGAGGCUGACGGUGCUGCGGUGGACGUUGGCGUCCCAGCGACCCCGAUCCCGGGGACGUUCGCGGCGGGGCGUGGCCUGAGCGAGGCGGGGUACAGCAGACGGAAGUCCCUGAGUCUGGGCAGCAAAGAAACCAGCUUUCUCAUCGGAGGACAGCCAGGGACUGCUAAGCGAUACAAUUUGUUCCUGAGGCGGCGUCUCAUGUUUAAAAAAAGUGUUCAAAGCAAGGAUUCUGUCUUCUUCCGAGAUGGGAUUAGGCAAAUAGAUUUUGUGCUUUCCUAUGUAGAUGACAUCAAGAAAGAAGGAGACAUAAAGGUGGAUAGAAGAAGAGAAUUUGAAAAAAAUCUCCAAAAAACAGGUCUUGAGUUGGAAACUGAAGACAAAAGGGACUCUGAAGAUGGAAAAACUUACUUCGUCAAGAUCCAUGCCCCUUGGGAGGUAUUAAUUACGUAUGCUGAAGUGCUGGGAAUGAAAAUGCCUAUUAAGGAAAAUGAUAUUCCCCCACCUGAUCGAAACCCUUUUAGCUGUGUGCUUGGACCUCUGAAGCUUCAGAAGUCCGUGAAGCAACCUUAUCCGGAAUAUUUCACUGCACAAUUCUCCAGAUAUCGGCAGGAACUUUUCCUCAUUGAAGAUGAAUCUACCUUCUUUCCAUCCUCAGCAAGAAACAGAAUUGUUUACUAUAUUCUCUCACGGUGUCCUUUUGGUACAGAAGAGGGGAAGAAAAGAUUUGGGAUUGAAAGACUACUAAAUUCUAACACAUAUUCAUCUGCCUACCCACUCCACGAUGGACAAUAUUGGAAGCCAUCAGAACCUCCCAGUCUUGUCAAUGAAAGAUAUGUACUUCAUAAGAACUGGGCACGGUUUGCCUAUUUCUACAAAGAACAACCUUUAAAUUUGAUUAGGAAAUAUUAUGGAGAAAAAAUUGGCAUCUAUUUUGUCUUUCUUGGAUUUUAUACAGAAAUGCUGUCCUAUGCAGCUGUAGUUGGCUUAGCUUGUUUUAUUUACGGCUUAUUUUCAAUGGAAGAUAACUCAAGCAGCAAGGAAAUCUGUGACCCUGAAAUUGGAGGUCAGAUCCUCAUGUGCCCGCUCUGUGACCAAUUGUGCGACUACUGGAGAUUAAAUACUACGUGUUUGGCCUCAAAGUUCUCCCAUUUAUUUGAUAACGAGUCAACAGUAUUCUUUGCAAUAUUCAUGGGAAUUUGGGUCACACUGUUUUUGGAGUUCUGGAAACAGCGCCAAGUCAAACUGGAAUAUGAGUGGGACAUGGUAGACUUUGAAGAGGAACAGCAGCAGCUUCAGCUGAGACCUGAAUUUGAAGCUAUGUGUAAACAAAGGAAACUGAAUGAAGUGACUAAGGAGAUGGAACCCUAUAUGCCUCUAUAUAGCCGUGUUCCAUGGUAUGCACUCUCAGGAGCAACAGUGGUAUUGUGGAUGGCUCUUGUCGUCGCCUGUAUGAUAGCUGUGAUUGUGUACCGCCUGUCAGUCUAUGCUACAUUUUCUACCUUUAUGGAAUCUGAAGCAACCUUAAAGCCCGUCAGCAGUAUACUUACUCCCCAACUGACUACAUCACUCACAGGAUCAUGCUUGAACUUUAUUGUCAUCUUAAUCUUGAAUUUCUUUUAUGAAAAGAUAUCUGCCUGGAUCACAAAAAUGGAAAUCCCUCGGACUCACCAGGAGUAUGAAAGCAGUCUUACCUUGAAAAUGUUCUUAUUUCAGUUUGUAAAUUAUUACUCGUCCAUCUUCUACGUGGCUUUCUUUAAAGGGAAGUUUGUGGGCUAUCCAGGAAAAUACACAUAUAUGUUUAACACUUGGAGAAGUGAAGAGUGUGAUCCUGCAGGCUGUCUAAUAGAAUUAACAACACAGCUGACCAUCAUAAUGAUUGGGAAACAGAUAUUUGGAAACAUUAAAGAAGCCAUUUAUCCCUUUCUUCUAAAUUGGUGGAGACGCCGAAAAUCUCGGACCAACUCUGAGAAAUUAUAUAGUCGAUGGGAGCAGGAUCAUGACUUGGAAAGUUUUGGGAACCUUGGUCUCUUCUACGAGUAUUUAGAAACAGUUAUCCAAUUUGGAUUUGUUACAUUAUUUGUGGCCUCUUUUCCUCUGGCCCCUCUGUUUGCUCUUUUGAAUAAUAUUAUAGAGAUCCGAGUUGAUGCCUGGAAACUUACUACUCAGUACAGGAGACCUGUAGCUGCUAAAGCUCACAGCAUAGGAGUCUGGCAAGACAUUCUAUAUGGCAUGGCUGUCCUUUCUGUUGCAACUAAUGCCUUUAUUGUUGCAUUUACAUCGGACAUCAUUCCCCGUUUAGUUUACUUUUAUGCCUACUCAACAAAUGCCACGGAACCUUUGAGAGGAUACAUCAAUAACAGCCUGUCAGUGUUCCUAAUUGCUGAUUUUACAAACCGCACUGCACCCACGGAGAAACGAGACAUCCUCACUUGCAGGUACAGAGAUUACAGAUAUCCUCCUGAGCAUAUGUUGAAAUAUUCUCCUAAUAUGCAAUUCUGGCAUGUACUUGCUGCUAAAAUGACCUUCAUCAUAGUUAUGGAGCACAUUGUGUUUUUAGUUAAAUUUUUGUUGGCCUGGAUGAUCCCUGAUGUUCCAAAAGAAGUUGUGGAUAGAAUCAAGCGAGAAAAGUUAAUGACAGUCAAGAUUCUCCAUGACUUUGAGCUCAACAAAUUAAAAGAGAAUCUGAGACUUAAUUCUGAUCUUUUCGCCAAGGAAGUAAUGAUCCAGGAAAACAAGGCACAGCUGGCUAAAUCAACAAUGUAA